Brassica oleracea var. oleracea is the source of this 536-nucleotide messenger RNA. RefSeq names its product oleosin 16 kDa. The record is from RefSeq and is a predicted model, not a curated record. The transcript has a single exon. The coding region runs from base 44 to 529 and encodes 161 amino acids. Gene Ontology annotation, cellular component: membrane; monolayer-surrounded lipid storage body. Gene Ontology annotation, biological process: lipid storage. NCBI's taxonomy places the organism in Eukaryota, Viridiplantae, Streptophyta, Magnoliopsida, Brassicales, Brassicaceae.
CUUUCAAUCUCGUUACCUCAUUCAUCUCGCUUUCUAUCUCGUUAUGGCUAGCGACAUCCAACACAGACCCGUGUACGGCUCAACCACCGUGCCUCGCAGCACCAACAUUAACAAUCCAGUCGCAUCCUUUCUCCGUCAGCUACAAUCAAAAGCUCGUAAUCACUCUGGCCAGCUUUUCGGCCUUCUUGCAUUCUUCAUCUCCGGUGGAAUACUCCUCUUACUCACUGGAAUCACCGUCACAGCUUUCGUCCUUGGAUUCAUCGCUUUCCUUCCAAUCAUCAUCAUCUCAAGCCCUAUAUGGAUCCCUUUGUUCCUCCUUGUAACCGGCUUCUUGUCCCUCGCUGGAAUGGUAUUCGGUACGGCGGCUUUGAUCUCGUGGACGUAUAGGUAUUUUAAAGGCAUGCACCCUGUCGGGUCGGAUCAAGUGGAUUAUGCUCGGAGUCGGAUAUUUGACACGGCUGCUCAUGUCAAAGACUAUGCUGGUGGAUACUUCCAUGGCAAGCAGAAAGAUGCAGCACCUGGUGCAUGAAAAGCUU